AUGGAGAAGGGUUACACUGGUUUGAGGAGAACGUGAGUACCUUCUACUUUGGGUUUCUAAGCUUUUUUCGUGGUUGAGAUUGAGAUUUUGUGCAAUUUUUUUAGGCGAAAACGUGCACAUUCGACCAAGUGCUCGUGUUGCUACUCGUCAGAAGACGAACCGGAAAAUCAUGCAAGCGCUAGAAAAGAGGUGUGUUGAUUAACCAUUUACUUUCAUGCAAAUAGUCAAUCUAUGAUAAGGGCAAACGAGGCUUUUAAUUGUAGCUUUUAAGGAAAGCUCGGAAAAUGACAAGAAACUCGACAGCAACAGUUUCCUUCGCCAGAUUUGUUAUGAGUUCUUGAAUUCACCACGAGCAUGUGAUGACCGCGGAAGAAAGUGAACUUCGAUAAUCCUGCAGCUUUUUAAUCAAAAAAUUACUAAAACUCUGGAUUUCAGUCGUGAUUUCGGUCUGGAUAGCAUUUUUUUAAAAUACAAUUGGCGAUUAAGAAGCGUGAAAACCAAAUAUACAUGAGAUUGACGGGGCAAAACUUUGUUUUAGUUUUUCGUAGUACAUUGAUGAAACGCUGGAGUAGGGCUGGAAGUCGAAAUGAUGUUCGCUUAGUGUGGAAAAUUUACGGGCAAAUGUAUCUAAGGCUUGGCUCUUCGCUCACGCUGCAAAAUUCAGUAUUUAUCUGGGAUUUUGCUUCGUGCCAAAGGAUUGUGUAGCAUGUUUUUGACCCUCGAAUGCCAUGUGGUCAAUAUUUAUUGAGCGUAGCUCGGAUCGUAGGGCGAUCAGGCUGAAAUGUACACCGCUUUAGUCAAUUUCAUGGAAAAUUUAUUUACUUUCAUCGUCAUCGCCCUUCAAGUGGAUGCCACACCGACCUGCAACACAUACGGUUUUCGAGGUGAACGUUUUUCCAGAGUGAAAAUAUGUUAAGCAAAUCGAAAGUAACAGUUAUGCUUGCGAGGGACAAAGUUGGCACUUGCCCCAGAGAGAGACAGUCGAUCAGGCUUGUCCACGCAUCUGUUGGCCGGUUCUAAAUUUACACUAGACGUCAUGCAAGCGGAAUCCAAACAGAAUUUGUUUUCUGAUGUGCGAACGACAUUGCUGCACUGAAGAAGUUCUAUAAAAGUUAUUUAUUUUCUUCUUUUUCUUAAGAGUAAAAUAUUGUCGUAAUCCAUUGCGAAUGGAAUCUCGUCUCGACUGUUGCCCACGUGUGCGAUGAGUUCUUCUGAAAGUAGAAAAUUUAUUUUGCGACCUUGGGGAAAAAUGGUUUUUUUUGCACGUAACCCGCUAAAAUUAAAAUUACACCCAUAAUUUUUGUCGAAAUUAGAUAAAGUACAAAUCAGUUUUCAAGGAACGAUAGUUUUUAAAAUUUUUUGACAUUUGUAGGAGCACAUUCGAAAUGUUAAACACUUGUACAUGCGAUAUGUAAUUAUGCAAGCAAACUGUCUUUGGUUUUUAAUUUUUUUGACUGCGAAGAGAAUUAGUCGAUACAAUUUUCACUUUGAAGAUCACUUUGCUUGGCCUGAAAUAUUUUCUCGUUUGUCGCUGUAAUUUUCUGAAAAUUUCCCAGAUAACAUCGUUCAAAAUUUUUCUUGAUAAAGGUACGACUAUUUUUGGUGUUUUAAGAAUAAUUUACGCACAAGCCUUCGUUGCAGACCCUUAUCACAUUUAAAAUUUCUUUCACACCUGCACAGACAAUACUCAAGAAGUUAGCUUCCUCUUGGCUUAUUGCUAGAUUUUUUUCUUUUUUUUUUGCAAGAACUGAACACUCUUGAUGUGUAUAAUAUGUGGAUGUUAACACAUAAUUUUUCGUUAUGAUGUGUUUUGUCUGAUUUAUUGUAAGAGUCCCUUAGACGAAGAAGGAUUUUGGAUAUGAAAGGAGUUUCCAUCAGUAGUUGUUUUUUUUCAGUAGUAAACCCUGUUUACUAGAAAAGCAACAGAGAUCAGAGGAAGCCAGGACAUUUCUAACAACUCUGGCUAGACUCCAAGACUAAAUAAUGAGUCAAAACAAAACCUAAGAGUGAAUUAUUUAAAAAGGUCAUUAUUCUCCUUUUCAUCCUUUAAAUUACAUUUUUAAGAGUUAAAAGAUUUCUUUUGACCUCAAAGUCUUGAGAAUUUGUGAACAAUUUAAGAAAAUAUGUUGAAUAAUUUAAAAUAUUUUCCUGUUAUGAUAUACUUUUGCCUCACCAAUUUUGUCAAUCACUGCUGACUGUUAACAUAAAUGUGAAAUUAUCAUGUAAGAUUUUGUCGUCCAAGAAUGUAAAAAAGUUAUCUCUUGUAACCUAAAUGCAAAAUGGCCUUUUAUCACAUUAGUUAUGGUCAUUUGGAGGUAAUGGUAAACACCUUUUGUCAUCUUCAGAAGAUUAGACCAAAAAUGUUGGUGCCCUUGGACUAGUUACACACAAGUUGUAUGAUAAUCCUCUUGUUUUUUUUACCUUGGCUUUGAAGUUGUGAAUUUGCUCCAUUAUGUUUCAGAGGUCAAGUAAUGUCUGGUCUCAGUUUGGGUUAUUUUGUCUUAAUUAAUUUCAGUGUGGGUUUUUGUGGUCAAAAUAAACUGCUACACAGACAGGUUUUAUGCUUUUAGAGUGAUUAGCAAGAGUCCUUCAGAUGCCCACCAGGCAUUUAUUAAUUAAUUAACAUUUGAAGUCACACUUCAUGGGUGGCGGUCACUUCAAUUUGAUAAUCAGACAACAAGUAGCUUAUUUGCUAUAAGUGCUUAUCACUGGAAGUUGAAAAGUUAUGGCUGUUUGUAUUGAAUUGCAUUUAAUACAAGUUGGUUGGAUUUGUCACUCACCUAGGCAAGAUACCAGUUGAGAGGAAAUAAGUGUGAUGUGCUCUUCAUUUAUAGAGUCAAUCCUUUAGACUAAUAUUUCAAUUUUUUUGGUCAGUCCUUGUGCUUUUCUUUUCAGUCUGAGUUGAGCACAAUUUUUACUGCGCUAGCCCAGAAAACAAAUUACUAUUUUUGUAGUUGUUGUAUUAAUCAUUUUGCCAAAUUUCCACAGAAGUCCAAAGAAUGUGAUCCUGACAAUGGGAAACGAGCAAGCACGUAAGUUGUCAUCCCUAAGAACAUUUUCUUUGAUGCUUUUGGUUGUGAUUGUCUUGAUAUUCAUUUAUUUUCUUUUCUUACCUCUUAGGAGAAAAAAAGUGAAAACAGAGGAUUCUGCAAGUGUCAUUAAUGUCAAAAAUACAGGUGAAGGAACUCAAUCAGAUGAGUCUGUCAGCAAAACACAAAAGGGGAAUCAAAACAAGAAGUCAACAGCCUCUGAGACAUCCAAGAAAACUGUUCCAACUCGAAGAAAAACAUCAACUGCACAGAAAUCGUUGGAAAGCAAUCCAGAUGGGGAAGAUCUUGAACUGACAAAAAAACAACAUGGCAAAGUUAGCAAACCCAUGGAGAAAAAGAAAAGAAAAGUGCGAUCACUGACGUCAAAAAAUGAUAAGAAUCAAGGAGAAAACACGGACUUGAACAAAAGUGCAGAUAGUUUGGUAAACAUAACAUUAGCUCAAACUCAAUCAAGGAACAAAAGGGUGAAGAAAAAGACUUUGAAAGAUGAAGUGCAAAAUACUCCAAGGAAUGUUGACAAGAAUUUUGCUCACGGUAAGGAAAAGUCUAUAAACAAUAAACAAAAUACUACCAAGGCAAAGGCUGGGCUUGUUGUAGGAGGGACAGUGUCAAGUGAACUUAAACAAUCCAGUUCCAAAACAAGUGAGACAGAAGGUGAGAAACCGAUUAAGACUAGAGGUACUUCAAAAAGUGUUAAAUCUGUGAAUGAAUCUAAUGGGGAAACCAUAAAGGAGAAAGAUGUUCCUCUUGGAAGCAGAAAACGCACUAAUAAUUUCAAAAAUGGUGGAAGUUUGUCUGAGAAGAAGAUUGGUGUGUUUGAUCAUUUAUUUGCUGAACUAAAAAAGUGCCCAGGAUUUAGCAAAGUUACAGUUUCAUCUGCUGCUGAAUUGCUUCUCAAGCUGACAGCAGACAAACUAAAGUCCUUGAUCCCUGGCUUGCCAUCAAAAAAGAUGAAAAUAAGUGUGGAUAAAUUGAAAAAGACUGGAGAAGAUGCAACAUUGUUUCCAGGGAAAUCGAACUCUUCUUGUUCUGUAAGUGAGCCAAAAAGGAAGCGUCCAAACUCUGAAAAGUCUCCUCUAGGAUCUCCCGUAUGUCCAGAGAGGCCAACAACAGGGAAAUCUGAGCAAGUCAAACUUUCACAGGCUGCGGAGGCGCUGGUCAGCUUCCGCACCAAUCCUACCAUUUUGCGUCAGGAUAACAAAGAAGGUGACAUUUCACAUGGAAAGUCUCAAGAUGAAGUCACCUUAAAUACUUAUCCUGACUCUGUAAACAAUUCCUCUUCUAAGGAGCCCAGUUUGGUCAGUAAUGUUGUCUCUGCAUCAGUACAAAAUGUUACCUUAACAAGUGAGCAAGUUUUGUCACAGGUUGAAUGUAAUUCCCAUUCACAGAGCCAGGUAGUACCACAAGUUCAGCCAGGUCUUGUUGUGCAGAGUCCUUUCCCACAGCAAACUGUAAGAUUUCCUGCAAAUAUCGAAGCAAGCCUGCAACAAGUGGCUCAUGUACAGCAGAACUUGUUGAAUCUGAGUCAGGUAACAUCCCAGUUGAGUGCAGCUGCAGUGGCAACACCUCAAUUAAGCCCAAGUUUAACAGGAGCUUGCCCAACAAAUCCACCAGGGUCAAAUGUCUUGGGACCAAGGAUUUUGAAUUCAGCUGCAAUGCAAAAUAUUCAGGGUCUAUUUUGUAGACCAGUGGUACCCUCAAAUAUCCAAACAUCAAUGACUGCACAAAACCCAGCUCCAUCUCUGCCACCAAGCAGCAAUGCUCAACGAGCUCAUCCACAACAGCCAUUGAAAGGAAUGGAAAAUGUUGUCAGCUGUGUUGGCUCACGGUCGACUGCUAAUUUGCUGUGGAAUAUCAAACCAGCAACACCUGUUGUCUAUUUGACAAGCCCCCAGACACUUACUGGUGUCAGAGCUAGGAACUUGAUACCUCAAACUGAAGGUCAUACACCAUUACCUUUUACCUCAGGUGUGGCUAGUGUUCAGGCAUUGGGAAUUCCAAAGACCACACUAAACUCUACAAGUACAAGUAUAUUUACAUUAGGGAAAACAACAGGAGUGAGUCAGACUGCCCCACAGGUAGCACCUCAGUCUGUCAGUGUUAGUAGCCAACGGCUAAUUCUACCCCGUGAGCAGAGGGCAACACCUGUGUUUCCAGGUGGAUUGCAAAGUGCUGCUGCUCAGAUUCUGCCAACAACUGUCAUGGGGCAGAUCCCAAGAAGUAUUGCUCCAGUUGUUCUACCCAGAAGUGUUCCACUUCAGUUGGGUAAUGUAGGAGUGACAACUACCUUGAGUGCCAGGCAGCCAGUAACAUCCAGUACAACACCAGCAUUGUGUGCUGCCACUGUGCAAACCACUUCAGCUACUAAAACAACAACAACAGUUGCACCAGUGAGUGCCAAGCAGGCUGUGAAGAAGUUUGUUCACGAGAGGACCAAGUCUGUGGAACUGAAACGGACAGCCAGUCUGAACAACCUACUGACAAAUGAACCUGUACCAGUUUCCAAAUCUGCUGGGAUUGACAAAUCAAAAGGUGUUAUGGUGAAUACUGCGUUGCAGAGUCAUGGCAACCAGCUAUCAGACUCAUCAGAGAAGCAAAGUGCAACGAAGCAGUCAGACUUCAAUUUGCACCAGGCUGUGUCAGCACUUCUCAGCAUCAGCUCACAGGAUGGAUUAGAUGCAUCUGAUUCCACUCCACCAGGAGGAGAAGGUGACGAGUCCCUAGAUGAGCAUGACGAUGAGGUUGUUUUCACCAGCAAGGGUGUGUUCCGUGUUGGAGAUGUAGAUGUUGACCCAAAAUACAACAGAAUUGGCAGAGGUAAGAGUGUUGUUAAAUUGACAGAAAAAUUUACAUCUUAGAUAGACAGAGAAUAAGAAAUCAACUAAGGAAUAAAGUUUGGCCUCAACUCUUUAACGUCAAGAUCUGAUUAUUAAUUCUCCCCUCUGACAAGCACACAUUUUUUGUAAACUAGUUACGAGAAUUUGGUGUUAGAUAGAGAUAACAACUUCUACCUGAUAGGUUUGAGUAUUCUCAUGACCUGUUUGGUGGAUAACAUAUGGAUGCUAUAGGAAGAAGUUACAUGUUGAUCACUUUGGGGAGUUAAAGUUUUAAGUAACCAUUGAUAAACGGCAAACUUUGCCCUCAACAAUAGACUAUUUUCUUUCAUGUUGGGCUGUCUCUAAUAAAGUUGUCCACAGAUAAGAUUACAUAUGUCCACUCAGGAGUUUAAAUUGAACUUUCAACACAUAGGAAAUGCUGUCAGUUGUAUUUCUGAAGCCUUUACACCCUAACAUCAGUAUGAAUAUUCUCCACACUCCUCUCUGUACAUUUACUAAAGUGCUGACAAGGAGAAUUUGUCUAACAAUCAGGAACAUAUUUAGUUGGUGAUCAUUUCUCUUAUUCCUGCAACCUUAAAGUGUGUUUCAGGGGUUAUCUUUUAAGGAGAAAUUAGAUGCUAGUCAUUCUCAGGGGUAUAAGGGUUAAGCCUUUAAUUAUUAUUUUCUUUAUUAUUUUUCAAAUUUUAUUUUCUCUUUUUUUCACUACACAGAGGGUUACACUUGUGGUAAAUGUGGCAAGAUAUUUACCUCUCUCAGCUAUCUGGCACGACAUAUCAAGCGCGUGUGUCCAGACAUGAGCUGCAGGAAGUGGAAAUGUACUAUGUGUGACAAGGCAUUUCGCCAUCCAUUUGGUCUCCAGCAGCACAUUUACACCCACACGGGGGAGAGGCCGCAUAAAUGUUCUCAGUGUCCAAAGGCUUUUUAUAGUUCCAAUGACCUAAGGAGACACAGCAGAAUACACUCAGGUGAUUUCUUAUUGUAGUCAACCUUUAAUUUUUUUUCUCUAUAUAGCAAUUCUCAUUACUGUCUAUCAUGCAGUUAUUAUGAUGUCAGUUUGGAGAAUUUGGAUUGACCAAAAUUCCCCUAACUGAUAUCCUUCUUUAUUCUCAUCCCUUGUCUGCUUGAUAUUGUAUAAGUGUUGUAAGGAGAAAUUAUGUCUUGGUCACUCAUGGGAGUUGAAGGGUUUUAAAACAUUUGAACACUUCAAGAGAGAGUGUAGUUCAUCAUUUGACGACUCAGAACUGAAGAGAAAUUUAACCCAAUAGCCAGGGGCAUCUAAAGGAAGUUUACCAUCCCCUGUCAUAUUAAGAAAAAUCUGCAGCAAGUAAACCAUAGAUUGUUAUUGACUGCACCAGAAAUCACUUGAAAUAUCCUUCAGUGAUCAUGCAGCUUCCUUCUAUUUUUAACACUUAAUCCUUAACUCCCAAGAUCUGAUUGCUAAUUCUCUCCUCUUGCUACUACACAUUACCAUGUUAAUUAGUUAUGAGAAUUUAUUGUUUGUUCAAGAGUACAUCUUCUGCCAGAUUAGUUUGUGUAUUCUUAUUACCUGUUUGUUUGAUAAUGUAUGGAUAUUUGUGGGAGAAGUUACAUGUUAAUCACAUCUGGGAGAGAAAGGGUCAAACCUCUAAGAAAGACUAGAGUCUAAUUUCUCCUAAAAGAAACACCUAUUCCUAAAUUUUCAAACUUCUUCAAGGGUUACAUGAAUGUUUAAUUGUACUUGGUCACACCAGGAAUCCCCUUUUUUUUGUGACAACUUUAUUUAGUUUCCACUGGCUUCAUUUUGUCACAGGUGAGCGCCCUUACCAUUGUAAGCAUUGUGAGAAGAGUUUUGCCACCACAAUAUCUUUGAAGACACAUACUUACAUCCAUACUGGGGAGAAGCCGCACAAAUGUCCUCACUGUCCUAAGACGUUUGCCACUUCAAGCAAACUGGGACGACAUAUUGUGACACACUCAGAACAGCGUCCCUUUGCAUGUGACCAUUGUCCUAAGUCUUUCAACAGAUCAGGUGAGAACUAGCUAAAUAUCUGGCUUAAUAUCUGGCAGACAGUCUGACCUAUGUCUGUGAUCUCUUUGCAUUUUUAUACUUUCAAGGUGGAUGAGUGAUCACAAAAGUGUUGUUAUCAACUUUAUUUAAAAGAAAUUAUCAAGAACCCAGUCAUUAAUGACCUAAGAAAUGUUUUAUUGCAUUUGAGGUUAUUAAGUCCUUAGGAAUUUUUUUCGUCAGAAAAUUACUCUCCUUUCAAUAACUCUCCCUUCACCAGAAAAAGUUGAACCAGUGGGCUUACUGGUAUAGUGCACUGGACACUGGGUCCUGAGGUUUUGGUCCAAGAUCAGGCUGGGUCAGUGUGUUAUGUUCUUGGGAAAAACACUAAACCCUUUAACUUCAAGAUCAAGUUUUUCAUUCUCCUUACUGUCAACCAUACAAUUCUCAUGAAAAUGUUACUGGUAGUUCAGAGAAUUUAGUAUUGGAUCAACUAAUUAUCCCCAAGUUGAUAUUUUUCUUUAUUCUCAUCACUUAUCUGGGUGAUAUUGUAUUGAUAUUGUAAGGAGAAAUUCUGUCUUAGUCACUCAUGGGAGUUUAAGGGUGAACUCUCACAGUACUUCUCUUCACUCAGGAGUAUAAAGGAGUACCAGCAAGGUGUCUAGCAAGCCCAUUUAAAUGCUUUGGGUAAUUAUGCAAUGGAGUAUCAUCCCAUUUAGGGAAGGAUAAGCCAGUUGGAUUGUAGGCAGUGCUUAAUUAAUACUCUCAUGCCACUUGAACUUAAGGUGAUCUACGGCGACACAACAUGCACGUGCAUGAAUCCCGUGACAAGCCAUUUGAUGUGGAUGACAGCAGUAUGACACAGUCAAACACCAACAAUAAUACCAGUACUUCCAGGGACAAAGACCAGGAUCCAGGGAAUAAGAAGAAUUGUGAUUUAUCACCAGAGCUGGGGCAUAAUCUGUCCCAUGAUGCUGCCGCAAAGGCUAGCCAGGGUGGGCAAACUUUGAAUAAAUCCAACCUCACAGGCGAAAUCCUGGCAGAGAGCACAGAAUCAUGCAGUGGAGACAAUGGUUAGGUUUAAAUAAUUACGGUAAUCAUUAUUCACCAAAGGGGAGGUAAACAUCCAGUACUUUCACCCAAAUGGAGACAAAUAGCAAGUAAAAUACCACACAGAAACUAGACAAUUAGUUUACUUUUUGUCGUUAUUCCCAAAUAUUGUGGGAAAAGAUUCCUCAUGUGCAAUUUUAUGUCCAUGGCUGCUCAGACAUGAAUAGUACUUGCUAAUCACUUCUGAGCCAGCUAAUCAGUGGGAGCAAAAAUCCUCAUUCACUUGUUGUGUGGUACAAUACACACUAAGUUCAUUCAGUAACUGGAUGGCUCCCUAAGCUUGUUCAGUCAAAAUGCCUUGAUGUCUGUCAAGUUCUUAAUUUGAGUUUUUGUAGACCACAGCUUUGUCUUUGUCUAAUGUAGUUCAGUUACACUAAAAGACCUUGGCAAAUAUUAAGCCAUGUUUGUCCCUCACAAGGUCAAUGACAAUUACCUUUUGAUUUUUAAUGAAUGUCUUUGCAGCAACGUUUUUAGGGUGUGAAGGUAGAGACUUUCUUGUCAAAGCUAAAUUUUGAACCUAAUUAAAGGUUUCUAGGAGUGGUUAUGUUAAAUUUGUGCUUCAUGAAUUGGUGUAAAAAAAUGAUUUGUUUAUUAAGAAUGUUCUGGUAUGUCACAGCAUUAGAAUAAGUGAAUACAGAUAUGUCAAAUUUGAGCAGCCUUGCAAGUGCACUUUUGGUGGAAUCUGUGAGGGUAAAGCUGUGGGCUUUUUUUUCUCCUGGAAGCUCUGCAUGAUUUGUUUGUAUGAUUUUUGACAAAUCACUGUAAAUUCCUUACAAAGUGUUUCUAAUAGUGGACCUAGGUUCAAAAAGUGCUUUUAUUUCAUAAUUGAAAAUUUAUUAUCAAUGGGGUUUGAUAUCAUGGUUAAGGAUUUCAAAGAGAAGUUUAUUACAGUUUAUUACUAUUUAGUUUGAAUGUGAUGGAUUCACACCUUUUUUGUGGUCAGGGUGUUUUUUUUGUGAGAGCAAAGUUGUUGUAUGUGCUCAGUUAUUGCCUCAUUGUGCUUUGCAAUGAUUAUUUUAUGCUAUGUCUCCUUUUGGAGAGUGUUUUGUAUAGUGCCACGUAAAUUUGAAAUAUUCAUAGAAUAUUGCUUCAUGCUGUGUAAUGGGUAGCCACCUAUGUGGCAAAAGAACUAGGCAAAAAUUAUUGCAAUUAGACAAAAUUCUUCCCCACUAUUGAAAGGGGAAUUUUCUCCUUUAUGUAACAAGGAUGCUCAUUGCUGAAGAUCUUCCUUUUAACAUUUGAUUAUCAAUUCCCCUUUCUUGACUCCCUACAAUUCCUCACUGUUGGUGAGGAGAAUUUGGUAUUUCAACAAUUUACGAUGUACGUAAUCUCCAGCAUAAUCUCUCUGCUAUCACCUUUAAAAUGGAAGUUUCCUGGAAAAGGGGGACCAGGAUUGGGAAGCUGGAAUCAGAGAUCAUGAGUAUAUGAAAUUUGUUCUCCUUUAUCGGUUUCCAUUUCCUAUCCUAGAGAAUAUUUUAUCUCCCACCUUCAUUGUAAAUUCUGGAUCCUGGUUUUCCAAGAAAGCUUUCCUGGAUGUUAGGAGAUUGAGGGUAAAAGCAGACUUUUAUUUGUACCCUUACAAACCAUGUCCCUUGACAGCCCUGACUGAGGAUGGAGUUAAAU
Molecule: messenger RNA, 10604 nt
Organism: Pocillopora meandrina
Lineage: Eukaryota; Metazoa; Cnidaria; Anthozoa; Scleractinia; Pocilloporidae
Source: the annotation of a GenBank genome assembly